Molecule: messenger RNA, 1092 nt
Organism: Dioscorea cayenensis subsp. rotundata (Guinea yam)
Lineage: Eukaryota; Viridiplantae; Streptophyta; Magnoliopsida; Dioscoreales; Dioscoreaceae
Exons: 2
Coding region: 1-1092 (363 amino acids)
Source: RefSeq, a predicted model, not a curated record
AUGGAUGUCGAUGUUGAUUGUCUCACCAUCUCUGAUGUUACCAUUGGCGAUCGAUGGAAUGAGACUCAAUUAGAACAUGUUUUCGGUACUAAUUUUAAUGUUCAGGAAUUAACUUCCAGUUCCAUUGAUCCCAACUCCUGCAAUCAUUGGAUUUGGAAUCCACAUACCAGACAUCACAAAAUCUCCGCUUUCGUAUACAAACAUCUGAAUCAAAACCUCACUCAAUCUGAGUCCUGGCCUGGUUGGCAGCUUCUUUGGAAACUGAAUAUUGCCCCUCGUACCAAGCAUUUCCUUUGGACUGUGUUUCAUGGCCGUCUCUCUACCUCUAACUUCUUAUUUCAAUUGAGACUUGGCCCUAAUAAUACAUGCGCUCUGUGUGGUCUAUUCCCUGAAACGAUUGAUCAUCUGUUCUGCCAAUGUAUUAUUGCUAAACAUGUUUGGAAUUAUUUGAGCUUGAAGAUCAACACGUACAUUCAUUUCCCUAUUGGAUUUGCUGUGGGAUCCUGGCUCACUGAUGGAAAUCUUUCUAAGCACUGUGCAUCUAUCAUUGCAGCAACCGCAUGGCUAAUUUGGAAAUCUCAUUGUGACGUCAUUUUUCGUAAUGCUAUCAUAAAUAUACCUGCUAUUGCUUGUAGAGCCCUUUCUCAUGUGCAGGAAUAUACCGCUAGUAACAGAUGUUUGGCCGGACAUAAACUUAUCUUGAACAAUUUCUCCUGUGCUAAUGAGCUAUUUUUGUUCUCCCACUCCAGCCCCAACCCAGGUUGCUGCGCUAUAGCCAUGAUCGACUCUUUAAUGGAUGAGCUCUCUGCCCUUGAUGUAGCGCUUCAUUCGGUCUUAGACAAUCGACUCAAUAUCAAACAUAUAUUUGUUAACACAACUACAACUCUCAGCAUUCUCAACCAUCCUAAUCCAGUCACCACGUGGAGGUUCAAUUCUCAGAUUGCCAAUAUCAGAUCACUCUUAGAGGAACUGGGUUCUUCUAUUCAUUGUACUCCCAAAACUUGGAUGCUCCCUGCUGUCAACUUGGCCACUCAUGGUGUUAACUCCUCCGAUAUCAAUCUUUUCCUGUUCGGACGAGAACUUCCUCACUAG